GAUGCAAAUUUAGCAUGACCAUGGCAACCGCCCACGACAGAGCCGGGAGAUCAGGAAUAAGCCUGAUCUCAUGCACAUGAACCCAAGAGAUACCUUCGAGAGUUUGUGAGGACCCAUUCCCAUCGCGUUCAGACGCCAAUCCUGGUCCGCGAUGUCGAGCGAGGGUUUAAACCCACACUUGCAGAGUAUCUGAACGGCCUCGCAUGUCGCGUGGACGAUGCGGGGCUCCGGCCACCGAGCCGGGCGGGCAAGGGGAGAUUCCGAAACUGCCUACGACUAUUGUCCACUGCGGCACACGUGCUCUGGUGAGCCGACUCAUGCCCCGCAAGCACCUGCGACAGACGGUCGAUCUGCAGGAAGACCUUGCCGAGAAAGGCGGUCUGUCGGCUCUACAGCUGAUGACACAACCGGAUCGUCUGGCAGGGAUCCGCCGCGCGAGCGACAAAUCGCAGGAGGCCUUUCCGAAUGUCGCGGUACCUGCGGAAGGUCACCCUCUGCAGCUUGAUCAUCAGUGGCCGGUCCGAGGCACGUGGCCGCUGGAGGAGGUUAUUGACCCGCGCUUGGUCGAACACGUUGAUCCGGCCCUGGCAGAUGGGUGUGUAGGAGGCGUGGACGAGCCGAUCCAGGCAUACGGACAAGUCAUUGCUGGCUCCAGUCAGGGGCUAACCGUAGUGAGGCAAGACGGCGAGCAUGGUUGCAAGGCGCAACAACGUAUAGAGAAAACCCUUCGAGUUCGUUCAAUUUUGUUUAGUACCUAAGGCUAACUAGCACACAACACGGUUGGUUUCACGUCUCGUAUUAAAGCCACAUGCUGCCCACGCACACGCACACACCCAUGUAGCUCCCGUCCCAGUCUAUUGCACCACAAUCGAGCUGCACCCGGGCGGCACCUGGUCCGCAAACGCCUGCUCAACAA
Molecule: messenger RNA, 916 nt
Organism: Dissoconium aciculare CBS 342.82
Lineage: Eukaryota; Fungi; Ascomycota; Dothideomycetes; Mycosphaerellales; Dissoconiaceae
Exons: 1
Coding region: 204-758 (184 amino acids)
Source: RefSeq, a predicted model, not a curated record